This is a messenger RNA of Papaver somniferum (opium poppy), 1342 nucleotides long. RefSeq names its product 2-hydroxy-6-oxononadienedioate/2-hydroxy-6-oxononatrienedioate hydrolase-like. Gene Ontology annotation, molecular function: catalytic activity. Bases 134 to 1171 code for a protein of 345 amino acids. Lineage: Eukaryota; Viridiplantae; Streptophyta; Magnoliopsida; Ranunculales; Papaveraceae. The transcript has 11 exons. The record is from RefSeq and is a predicted model, not a curated record.
CACAUGUUAUUUUCGGGCAGCGCAGCUGUACUUCAUAACACUUCAAGGCAGGAACUAGACUGUGCCUUGUGAUGACUCUAUGCUAAAGUACUGAGAGAGAUAGUGAAGAGAGAAAUUAAUCCCUCACUUAAUAAUGUCUUCAUUACUAAUGGCUUUUUCUUCAGCUAAAUUGAGCAGAACUUGCAGAAAUUCAGUGGGUUUUAGGGUGACUGAAAGUGGGUUUCCUUCAUUUUUACCUAAAGAAGUUGAGAAAAUCAAAGACCCGUAUGCUAUAAAACUUGCUCAGAGGAUUGAGAGAUUACCAGUAAAGAUUAGUUUCGCAGAGAAUUCAAUUCUUAGUAGUUGUGUGAAGCCAUCGGUGCAGAAUGAGAAACAUCCGCUUGUUCUUCUACAUGGUUUUGACAGCUCUUGUUUAGAAUGGAGAUAUACAUACCCGUUACUCGAAGAAGCUGGAAUGGAGACAUGGGCGGUGGAUAUACUUGGUUGGGGUUUCUCUGAUUUAAGCAUCCGUCCACCAUGUAAUGUGACAUCAAAGCGUGAGCAUCUAUUUCAGCUUUGGAAGUCAUAUAUAAGAAGGCCAAUGAUAUUAGUUGGACCAAGUCUUGGUGCUGCUGUUGCAAUUGAUUUCGCGCUAAACCAUCCAGAAGCUGUUGAGAAACUGGUGUUAAUUGGGGCGAGUGUCCAUACAGAAGGCACGGGGAAGUUAUCUACAUUGCCUAAAAUUAUAGCAUAUGCUGGGGUCUCCUUAUUGAAGAGUGUUCCCUUACGUUUAUAUGCCAAUUAUCUGGGCUUCAGUGGAAUUUCAUUCAAUUCUGCCGUAGACUGGACCAGUAUUGGCCGUUUACACUGCUUAUUGCCUUGGUGGGAAGAUGCAACAGUUGACUUUAUGAUCAGUGGGGGAUAUAAUGUUUGUCAACAGAUACAACAGAUAAAACAGGAAACACUUAUCAUAUGGGGUGAAAAUGACCAAAUUAUCAGCAACACACUGGCCAUGAGACUAAAUACUGAACUGCAAAACUCAACUUUGCAUCAAAUUCCAAAUGCUGGUCACCUUCCUCAUGUAGAAAAACCUGAUUCAAUUUCCGAGUUGAUAGUUAACUUUGUCCAAGAAGGAUGCGGGAGCGUAUUGGGGAAAAUUGGGUUAAGCUUUGCUUUAAGCCUUCAUCAAUAGCUGCGCUAGACUAAAUAAAGGAUGAAUGCUUUGUGCCACCACCUGUUGCCCCCGAAGUUUUAUUUCCAGACGACGCAUUCACCUUCAUAGGUCCAUGACAUUUAGUCCAUGACGCACCGCUGCCCCCAAAAGAUUCAAGGUUUCUACAACACCAUAUCCAGGCUCAUCAUU